Molecule: messenger RNA, 6079 nt
Organism: Anopheles merus
Lineage: Eukaryota; Metazoa; Arthropoda; Insecta; Diptera; Culicidae
Gene: GluClalpha
Product: glutamate-gated chloride channel
Exons: 9
Coding region: 2752-3969 (405 amino acids)
Biological process (GO): chloride transmembrane transport; signal transduction; chemical synaptic transmission
Cellular component (GO): membrane; neuron projection; synapse
Molecular function (GO): extracellular ligand-gated monoatomic ion channel activity; transmembrane signaling receptor activity; neurotransmitter receptor activity
Source: RefSeq, a predicted model, not a curated record
UGCGACUAGCCAGAGUUUAGUUCGCUUAUAAAACGCGUAAAACUAGUUAUAAACAUUCAAUAGCCCCCAGCUGCAGACCAUUCUCAGCACAAUUAAAUUGUUAAACCUAUCGCCCAUAAUCGCUACCUCACCCGGAAAAGUGAUAAUAAUUCACAAAAUUUAUCAGCGCUCGUUUGGAAAACAGACCCGAGCGCCAUCGUGCCUUCCCUUUCCACUUGCGCCACACUAAUCCAAUCAGGCUCGACAGAGCGACAUUUCGAAUGCAAAAUUUUUCACUAGAAUUAAUUACCGUCUACCUACGGUACGCUAGAAAAGCAGCACGAACUUGCGCACGAUCCGUCAGGUGCUCGGCGAAUCUUCUUGAGCUCUCCCGUUCGGUCGACACCGAACAGUCAGCAAAGUACGGGAGAGCAAAUAGUAACGAAGCCGACGGAAGUACAAAAACAGCAGCUAACGAAAAAAAUGCUAAUCAAAUCCAAGGUCCUGAUUUGAUGAGCACAUUUACAUUUUCGCCCGUUCCGUUCGCCCGUUCAUCCGGGUGCUUUUUGCGAACAUACGAACCUGCCCCUGCCGAAGCAAAAUAAUUCAAAAACAUCCUCAUCAUCUUCAUCACCAUUUCCGCACCCGCUGCAAAACAUCCAAACAAAACCGUCGUUGGUGUGACGUCCUCGCCAUCCGCUGGCAGUGGCUGACAGCGUGUAUUGGUGGAGUUAAGGGGGGAUUACUAUUUCAAAGCUUUGCGGACCCAAAAAAAAAACCCCGUGCAUGUGGCCCCGACCACUUGACACGAUUGUCAAGCACUGUUUGCUGCUUCCGCCUACGAAUGACAUCAUUAGCGCAUCUACUGCCCGUUUUCCUCCGGUCUGUCUGAGAGAAGGGUGUCGGCUUGCCCAUGUCCCAUGACUGACCUUCGAUAGAAGUAAGGGCUGACCUUACAAACACAGGCGCACAUAAAAUCCACACGCACAUUCAAUGGUAGGAAACGGAUGAAACCCUUCAACCGAACCGGAUGCAAGAUUUACAUCUCAUUAAGAAAACCUGUGCCAUCCCACCGUGUUACCGGUGCGGAAGCGUACGGUACCGAAACAAGAAUGGGUAAGUGAUUGCUUCAGCAGCAGAUUUUACAAAUCACCAUGCGUCUCCAUCUCCAGAAUGAAAGGGAAACUGAUCCGUUUGGAGCGGAACCAUUCUUAACUAGCGUACUAGCACGCAGCUAGCCAGAUUGAUUUAAAGUGCCGUCUUUAACAAUAAUGACGGCAAUGAUCUUUCGAACUUGUCGUUUCACCGUUAAAUUGCAAUAAAAUCACAAACCACCAGGCGUCUCCAUUCGCUAACCUAAAAGCCGCACCACCGGAGGAAGAUGGCGAUGCUGUAGAGCUCUAAUGCAUUCGCUACACUGUCUUGCAAUGUUAAAGGUGGAUUUGAUUUUAAAUAACCCACGACCUACAAUUGCAAUCAUUUUCGUUCAAAUACUCCCAGUGUGAUGCACGUACGUAAAAGCCUCCGUUUUAUUGGCGCACAGACACAACUGCAAGCCUACAAAUACAGGGACCCACUACAUGGCCAUUCCGUUCCGUAGCAUUAUCUCAACGAGCCACUCCCGGACCAUCGGUCCGACCCAUGGUCGAAAUCGGCUUACACUCGAGACCGUAAAAUUAAUAAGCUAUUAAAUUUGCACCGACCAAGCACUCGACCAUCCGUCCAGCGGGCCAUUCCCGCAAGCGACGUAUCGGCUAGCCGUUCGGCGCUUGGCGUGUACUUGUAAAACGGGCGGAAAGAAAAAGAACAUACACCAGUAUGAAAUAAAAAAGAAACCCAUCCUCACCCAAACGACACGACGGCGCAGUCCGUUUCGCAUUUAUUGGCCCAAAAGUUCCCUAGUAAAGUGCAUUUUACGGUUAUCGGUACGCUAUAAGUCAGCCUACCCACCAUCACCAACGCCAUGUCCCGGGUCCCGGGUGAAAUCUUACCAUCACACGGACACACGGCAAAUGCGGGACGGGAAGGAAGGAGAAGCAUGUGCAUGUGCGCCACAAAUUUUGAAAAUACUCGCUCGCUCGCUCGCUCGCUCUCCCAGCUCGCUGCCAAAUGUUUGCUGUUUGCGGCGUCCUGCCGCACGCUACCGAGCGGUAUGAUCGCUUCAGGAAAACUUUUCCAAUUAACUUUAAAACCGUCCCGAAAACUCGCUCGCUCUGGCCCAGUUUUGCCUCCCGCUUUUGCAAACCCGCUCAGCAUCUUUUGCCACUCGAACUCGAAUGUGCUUUGACCACUCGACCACAUUCAAAAUGCAGACGAUCGAACGGGCUUCCCGCAAACCUCUUCUGUUUCUUCUUGUUUUUUCCCCCUCUUCACCCGUUCUGCACCGGAGCGAACGCCGGUGUAGUAUUUGCAAAACCCGAACACUCGCUUCCACUAUCUACUGAACCCCGAAACCGGGAGAGCCAGAGGACAGAGGUUUUCGUUUAUUUUAUUGACGUUACUUUACGAUUGCAAUCCAUUUCCCGGUGGUGGUUCAAUUUCCCGAAAUUGCACGAGCUAAAUAUUGCAACGGUACGGUGCGGCUACAGAUAAAGCUCUUCGAAUCGGUUGUCAAUCUGGCAGGCAAAAACUCCGCACUACCACCACCAGCCUUUGCAAGCUGCGAGAGCGCGCGCGCACACACACACACACACUUAAGCUAUAUUUAUGUGUUGCAGCAAAGGCUCUACCGCGCUGCUUUUUAAUGCACACACUACGGUAAACCAUUAGGCGAUGGCAACCACACCGGUUGCAACGAUAACAAGCUUGAUUUCUGUAAACAUUAAGAUGGAGUACAGUGUACAGCUUACGUUCCGAGAACAGUGGCUGGACGAACGAUUAAAGUUCGAUGACAUCGGAGGCCGCUUAAAGUACCUUACACUGACCGAAGCAAACCGUGUGUGGAUGCCUGAUUUGUUCUUCUCGAACGAGAAGGAAGGUCACUUCCACAACAUCAUUAUGCCGAACGUCUACAUCCGUAUCUUCCCGUACGGAUCGGUACUAUAUAGCAUACGUAUUUCACUCACGUUGGCCUGCCCGAUGAAUCUAAAGCUGUACCCACUGGAUCGUCAGGUGUGCUCGCUGCGUAUGGCAAGUUAUGGUUGGACGACGGCCGAUCUAGUGUUUCUGUGGAAGGAGGGCGACCCCGUGCAGGUGGUGAAGAAUCUGCAUCUGCCCCGGUUCACGCUGGAGAAGUUCUUGACCGAUUACUGCAACAGCAAAACCAACACCGGUGAAUACAGUUGCCUGAAGGUGGAUCUGCUGUUCAAGCGCGAGUUCUCGUACUAUCUGAUCCAGAUCUACAUCCCCUGCUGCAUGUUGGUCAUCGUGUCCUGGGUCUCGUUCUGGCUCGAUCAGGGCGCGGUGCCGGCGCGCGUUUCGCUCGGCGUCACCACGCUGCUCACCAUGGCGACGCAAACGUCCGGCAUCAACGCGUCGCUGCCGCCCGUGUCCUACACCAAAGCCAUCGACGUGUGGACCGGCGUCUGUCUGACGUUUGUGUUCGGGGCCCUGCUCGAGUUUGCCCUGGUCAACUACGCGUCCCGUUCAGCGGAUAGGGCAGCAGACAUGCACCGAGAGAAUAUGAAGAAAAAGCGCCGCGAAAUGGAGCAGGCCAGCCUGGACGCGGCCUCGGAUCUGCUGGACACCGACAGCAACGCCACCUUUGCGAUGAAACCGCUGGUACGCCACCCGGGUGAUCCGCUGGCACUGGAGAAGCUGCGCCAGUGCGAGGUGCACAUGCAGGCCCCCAAGCGGCCAAACUGCUGCCGUAGCUGGCUGUCAAAGUUCCCGACCAGCCCCUUCAAAAAGGUGCCGUGUCUGGGACGAGGGCAAUGCUCACGGUCGAAGCGCAUCGACGUCAUCUCCCGAAUAACGUUCCCGCUGGUGUUCGCCCUGUUCAACCUGGUCUACUGGAGCACCUAUCUCUUCCGCGAAGAGGAGGAGGACUAAGCGAGCGAACGGACCGUUCCCCGUCACGAUGGUAGCAAUAUAGUACGCCACGUCACAGCAGCCAACCCAUCCAACAAAGCACGCUCGCCCACUACCAGCCGUAGUGCGUGGUGCUGAUGAACGACAACUGGAAGACGCAGCGAGCCACGGCUGCACGCCCGCCUAUAUUGCGCACGCACAGUACGCACCUUCACGUUCGCUUUCCUUCUGCGUCGACGACUGAUAGCUCAACGCCUAGCGGGAGAAUAACACGCGUCACCAGGGCAACACACGCAACAGCAGUGCAUCUCAGCAUCGAUAGCAACAAAAGUCAUAGCAUACUACGCGUACUAAGAGUACAAGGAACGCCCCCAGGCACGCUCAAUUGUUAGCAACAGUUUAACCAGAAGCGCAACAAGUUCAGCACAACAAACACAGCAAACAAAACAAUAGCAGUAUACAACUCAUGCAUGUUGAUAUGUAGCACACAAAAUAGUUCAGUUAUAGCGCACCGACAGCAUCUUGUAAGCGGAGGAAACAAUUUAAAUAGCAGCAUUACUGGCAUAGAUAGCCCCAGAUCACAGACAGCUCACCAAAUGCAACAGUCUACAAACCCUCUACAUACUAGCUUGUAACAUCGAUCGAACCCGGGUAGAGAGCAAUAACAGCACAGGCAGAUUAGCAUAGCCCAAACAAAUGAUUUUUGUCAUCCAGAUUGCAUACUUUGAGGAGCCUGGAUACCUUUCCUGGAUCAUCCUAUUAAGAGGGUAUUCGUUUUCGUUUUCCCUACCGCCACGAGCUUUGUUUCAUCCCUAUCGACACCCCCAAACUACGACUUUCGACCACACAAAUGCACAACUGCAACCACUACAAACAAACAUACAAACCACGCUGCCAUAUGCUCGGUUUCUUCGGUAGUUUGGACGGAUAGUGCCUUUAGCUUCAAUUAGUUCACCUUUUCAAAGACACACACAAGUGCACAGCAAACCUCAAAUUUUGAUUUUUUCUUUUACCUUUGCUGACGAUGAGAGGAAGCUGUCUCACACACAGGUGGUCGCAUCUCCCGAAUGGGUCCCUGGUCCCAAUAAGCUAGUGCCAUAGUUGUUAAAACAUUUGCGGUUGUGAAUGCGGACCGGGACACUCAUGCAUAUGCCUCGUACAUCCGCCUGCAGGAAGUGAAUGUUCUUCUUACGUUCUGAUUCAAACAUGGUCCCUUACUUUUUCAAAACUGCAACACAUUCGCACAUCACACAAAUCCCUUUCGGACAGAACGAUUAAUGUUUGAUCGUUUCUAAAAUGAACUGAAAUGCUCAACUGCAACAAUCAGCUGGACGAAUGAUGUGCUUGUCCUUCCAAUCACAUUGCUUCUGUUGCAUUGUACUAAUAACUUCAACAUGCACUCAUCACAACUACACAUACACUCACAAAGCUAACUACCACAUUCAAUGUCAUAGGCUGUAUACGCAGCCUGCUUGAGAUGCCAUUCCCGAUUAAAACAGUGCUCUAGCGUAUGUGUGUGUGUGCAGUAGAGCGUGACGAAAGACGUACUGUGCGGUAGUUUUUGUACUAAAAAAAAGGGAAGUAAGAAAAUCUAUCACAAAAAAAAAACAAACAACUCUAUGUGCGAAACACAAUGUUCUUUCAUAAGCUAUAUCCAAAAACCAAUUCAAAAAAUACGUGUACACACUAAGGGUACACGCACACACACACACAGUAAUCAGAAGGCAGAAACGGGGAAGAAUUAAUGCAACACGAAAGGCCACACAACUAACACAUUGCAAACAAUCGUAUAAGCUAUUCCCGUGCAGGAAGAUAAAUAGUUCACCAGUUUUUCUUAAACGUAUAAACGCACUAGGCAUUUAAAACAAACAGAGAAAGAACGAAAAAGUGCUGACGAUGUUCGACGGAAGAAGGUGGGAGGAUAAAAAAAAACUGUAGACGAGUAGGACGAAGGGCGGCUCUUUAGCGUAGUGGGAAAGAUACAAACUCUUUAAAAAAAAUUACAGGGUCAUAGCUAUUGUUGUCACGAAUGCACAACGCAAAGAGAGAAAACUUAAGUGAAAAACAAAACAAAAAAACACACACACACACAAACGAGAUUCUAUCAACACAGCUAAGAGAAUAUAAAUGA